Messenger RNA from Miscanthus lutarioriparius, 339 nucleotides. Lineage: Eukaryota; Viridiplantae; Streptophyta; Magnoliopsida; Poales; Poaceae. The record is from the annotation of a GenBank genome assembly.
AUGGGAAGCAGAUCGGAGAGCAUGCUCUCAAGGACAAAGCGAGUUGAUCCUCUUCAAGGACUGUGGAAGUAUGAGGGAGCACUGGCAAGCACUACUGGGACUUGUUUCUCUGAUCAGCACUACGCAAAUACUUCAGCAGGAAAGCAUUUCGAAAAGUUACAAGGCAGACUUGAAAACCAAGAGGCUGAGAGGGAAGCCGAAAGGGAAGAACAUAGGUGUCAGAUUCAAGAAAUGAAGUUGGCAAUGCAGAGCUUAUUUAAUGCGAGCAACCAGAGCGAACAUUUGAACCUGCAGAUGGUAGCAGAAUACAUUGCCAUUGUUGAGCAAGUUAGAGUUUGA